ACUCGGCAACCCUCACCUUGCCAAAAGAAGAAUUUCUCUCUCCUCUCUCCUGUUGCCCUCAACCCCCUCCUCCCUCCUCCCUCCUCGAAGAUUUCAGCUUUCAAUCCAGGAAAGAAGGCGCGGAUCAAGAACGCGAGAAGGGGAGGAAAAAGGGUCUCUGCUCUCAAGCCCUUUCCUCCGCCUUCUUCAACCGGAAAGAAAGGAGAACGAAAUCGCCCUGCGACUUCCCCACACAAUUCUUGCUUCUCUUGUGGGCGAAGUAGUCGACUCUUCUCGACGCGCAAACGACUUCCAUUUAUAGUAAUCCCCACUACGGGCCUAAUACGUUCUCACGAGGUUGUUCCCAUAAAAGCAAAGAUCUUUCGCUUUUGUAACCACAAUCAUGGCCACCUAAGGCUCCUCUCUCAUAAGUCAUAAUUCACAGGCGCGGCACAAGGCACGAAAAGAUAAAAAAAAAAACGAUGGCCGGUGAGGAGCCCUAUUCUGCCGACACGAACUCGGACACUUUCGCUGAUGAAGAAACGCUGAUUCCGAGUUCUUCCGAGGCUCUUGAGUCCGCCUGGGUUCCUACUUCCUCGACCGCUCAUCAUGGUUCAAAAUCAGUGGUCAAUUUUGAGGACGUUUGUGGAGGAGGAGACACCAAUACUGCGCGGAGGCCAUACCUCCGACAGAUUGAUCUGAAGGAAGAAGCCGUCGAAGAGGACUACGGCGACGGGAACUUUCAGCCUCCUGGUAAGAAGCGGCGGCUAUCGGCCGACCAAGUCCAUUUCCUCGAGAGGCACUUUGAGGUCGAGAACAAGCUCGAGCCCGAGAGGAAGAUCCAGCUCGCCAAGGACCUUGGCCUGCAGCCGAGGCAGGUCGCGAUCUGGUUCCAAAAUCGGCGAGCCCGGUACAAGACCAAGCAGCUGGAGAAGGAUUAUGAUUCGCUCAAAGCUCGCUUCGAGAGCCUCAAGGCCGAUCACGACAAGCUUAUCAAAGAAAAGGAGAAUUUGAAAGGGGAGGUCCUGUCUCUUAGAGACAAGCUGAGGAGCAGAGCAAAAGGAAGCGAGGAGGGAUCGCUCGAAGCUGAUGAUUCCUUGCGUGGAGCGACUCCGAAACCAACCACACCCUCAACUCUCGAUGCCGUUUCGUACGUGGAUGCCACGAUCUUAAAGCAGGAGGACGUGAGUUCGGCCAAGAGCGAUGUGUUCGAUUCGGACUCGCUGCUGGAACCUGCGAAUUCUUCCCACGUGUUCGAACCAGACUGCUCGGACUUCUCGCAGGACGAGGAUGACAGUUUCGGCAAGAGCCUCUUGCCCUUGGAUUUCCUCCCCCCAGAUUUGAUGAUGGAUACGCCUUCCAACAGAACCCACCUGCAAUUUCUUGCAAUUUUGCUUUCCCAGCUGAAGAAAAUCCCUUCUGGUCCUGGUCUUACUGAGUAAAAACAAAAUGUUACAGGAUAAACGCCAUGGCAGCUUAAGGGUAGAGUCUCCGCUACGAUGCAUUUAGCUAUAAGUAGAACAAGAAGUAAAUUCUGGUGGUUUCUUGAAUUGGCAUCUUUUGUGGGUCGAUGCGAAAAGCCGAGGCACAACACGCAUCCCAAUCUCGGGCUGCUAAAUCUGCGGCCACGGUUUCACCCAAAAACCAAUUCUGAAUCUGAAGGUGUCUAUCUAGAUGUCAAGCCUCGUCAUUGAAUAAUCCCCUUUCCUAAGAGAUGAAUCGAUUGUACAAACAUGUUCAGUUCAGAAGUUCCAUCUCUUGGAUAUAUUUGAAUUCAUCA
Molecule: messenger RNA, 1759 nt
Organism: Eucalyptus grandis
Lineage: Eukaryota; Viridiplantae; Streptophyta; Magnoliopsida; Myrtales; Myrtaceae
Product: homeobox-leucine zipper protein HAT5
Exons: 3
Coding region: 462-1421 (319 amino acids)
Biological process (GO): positive regulation of DNA-templated transcription
Cellular component (GO): nucleus
Molecular function (GO): DNA-binding transcription factor activity, RNA polymerase II-specific; sequence-specific DNA binding
Source: RefSeq, a predicted model, not a curated record